Molecule: messenger RNA, 472 nt
Organism: Pelecanus crispus (Dalmatian pelican)
Lineage: Eukaryota; Metazoa; Chordata; Aves; Pelecaniformes; Pelecanidae
Source: RefSeq, a predicted model, not a curated record
GGCAUACAAAACCAUUGAGGAAGAUGACUUGAAGUUUCCCCUUAUAUACGGAGAAGGCAAGAAGGCUCGAGUUAUGGCAACAAUUGGAGUGACCCGAGGACUGGGAGACCAUGACCUAAAAGUGCACGACUCCAAUAUAUACAUCAAACCUUUCCUGUCCUCAUCUCCCGAGGUGAGAGUCUAUGACCUCCUGCAGUAUGAGCAUGGGCCAGAUGAUGUUCUGAUCCUAGCUACUGAUGGACUCUGGGAUGUGCUGUUAAAUGAAGAAGUGGCAGAAGCUGUCACUAACUUUCUUCCAAACUGUGACCCUGAUGAUCCCCACAGGUACACGCUGGCGGCACAGGACCUGGUGAUGCGAGCCAGGGGGGUGCUGAAGGACCGGGGCUGGCGAAUAUCCAACGACAGGCUGGGCUCUGGAGACGACAUCUCUGUCUACGUCAUCCCUUUAAUACACGGGAACAAACAGUCGUGA